Molecule: messenger RNA, 1816 nt
Organism: Spodoptera frugiperda (fall armyworm)
Lineage: Eukaryota; Metazoa; Arthropoda; Insecta; Lepidoptera; Noctuidae
Product: 4-galactosyl-N-acetylglucosaminide 3-alpha-L-fucosyltransferase 9
Exons: 5
Coding region: 421-1707 (428 amino acids)
Cellular component (GO): membrane
Molecular function (GO): alpha-(1->3)-fucosyltransferase activity
Source: RefSeq, a predicted model, not a curated record
AUAUGUCCAUUCGUAGUUUACGUUUCGGUAACAAUGUACGUGUAUGUUAUCAUCAGCUCGCCAUAUUCCGCGCACACUCGUGUUUCAGUCACCUUAACGAAGCUAUACACUAUACAGGCCAACUCAUAACAUACGACUGGCACAGUAUAUAGUGUGACUAAUACCUGCUAAGGUCUAAAACAUCGUAUCACAUAUGUAAUUACAUAGUUCCUUUUCAUUACGGUCUAAAUGGUGUGUUUUAUGUUCCACUAGAAGUGUUUUCUAAUGUUUGUGUACGUACAAAGUAAAAUGAAUACAAGUUACAAGUGGUAUUGGAAAAAGAAGUGCGGCUUUGUAACUGAAAUUAUCAGUGUAAACAGGAAAUAUUAAUAUUAGUCUAUUGUGUGACUUGGACGGGAAAAGAAUUAAGUUAAAAACAACAUGUUGACUAGGAGAGUUACAUAUAAAACUGUUCUUUUGUUCAUAUUCGGUGUUUCUGUGAUCGUUCCUUUAGUAUAUCAUUUUGUUGGAUAUUCAGAGGCUCAAAGACUUAUGUAUCAUGUGCAUGAUUCGAACGCGUUCAAUUUCAAUGCACUUCGCGCGAGUUGGCCCACCUCCGUAUUGGGCGGAAUAUUGUUUCAUGGGGACCCAAUACCAAACCCAAACGUUAAUGCAGGAAGGCAAUACGUCGUGCUCGUUUGGAGAUACUGGAAUUGGCUGAAGCAGCGACAUGUGUUUAACUUUGGGAAAGAAGGAGAAGAAAAGGACGUUUUGGAUGGUUGCAGUGUGAAAAAUUGCAUAUUUUCUGGUGAUGACAGCAUCAUAGAUACAGCGGACGCAGUUCUCGUUCACAUACAAAGAGGAUUGGUACCAACAGUGAAGAAUCGGAACCCUAAACAGAGAUGGAUAUUUUUGAACGACGAAUCGCCAAGACAUGCCUUCACUUUGGCUAAACAUGCUCCGAAGAUGGAAACUCUAUACGGUGUAUUCAAUUGGUCCAUGAAUUAUCGGAGCGACUCCGACGUACCGGUGCCGUAUGGUCGAACAGUAAUUUUACCAAAACCAGUACUAAAUGAAUAUAAUACGUUAUCAGAUUUUGCCGCAUUGAUACCAAACUGGGAUCGAAAAAAACCAGACAAAAUGGUUGCAGUGCUGAUGUCGAAUUGUAUGGUAAAAGCAAGAAAUGACUUUUUAAAUAAAUUGAAGAAGUACAUCGACGUAGAUAUUUAUGGAAAAUGUUCCGACAAAAAAGAGCUUCGAAUGGGUUGCCCUGGACAUUUUAGGUCAGAUUGUGACCCAAUAGCAAACUAUUUCUUCUACUUAGUGCUAGAAAACACGAGUUGCUAUCAAUACUUGACUGAGAAGGCAUUUUACCACGCUUACUCGAAAGGCGCAAUACCAGUUAUUUUUGGACCGUCUCGUGAAGACGUUGAAACCCUGUUACCACCGAAUUCUUACAUAUACGCUGAUGCGGACACGGAUGUAGAAAAUCUAGCAAAUAAUAUAAAGGCUAUUGCAUCAAGUAUUGAUCUCCUUAUUUCGAUGCAUACAUGGAGAAAUCAUUUCCAAACUGUCAAUGAACAUGGGUACUUCGGUACAAAAUCUUAUCAUCUAUGUCGUGUUUGUGAAGCCUUAAAUUAUAAUAAUGAAGAAGAAAAAGUUUACGAUAAAGAACUUUUAGAUGUGUUCUUAGACCCAUCAAAAUCGUGUUAUGACAAAAAGAAGUGAGCGAAAAUGUGUGAUAUUAUUGUUAUAUGUACAUAUUUGUUACGUUAUACCAAUAAAUGUAAAAUGUUGUUGUUAAUUGAAUUAGCAGUAAUUAAACUAUAAUUGAUAA